AUGAUUUUCAAAUUAAUAUCAAGAUGUUUUUUUAUAUAUUUUAUCUUUUGUGGUAAAUGGAAUCUAGCUCAAUCUGUUGAUUCCACCCAGAGUUCUACAGAUGCAACAAUUACAGAUAUUUCAUUUCAGGAUCCCGCUAAUAAUGAUGCUACAGCUAUUACACAUACAGCUACUGCUUCUACACCACCCUCUAGUGGUGCUUUUAUUCCUGCUCCGACCAUCGCUCAGCCUGUAGCUGCUUCUUCUCCUAUUGCGGGAGCACCAAUAUCAGUUCCAAUUGCUGGAACUCCUAUUGCUGGACCUAUUAAUUUAGGCUCUCAUUCUGUGACACUUCCCAUGACAGCUGGUGUUUCUUUAGGGACUCCCAUCAAUAUGGCCGCUCAACCUGCGACUAUUCCGAUGACUGCUACUCCUGUAGUUGGAGCUCAACCUAUAGCUGCUCCCUUUACAGCAACACCUGUGACGAUUUCAUUGACUCCUGGAGCUCCCAUACAAAGCCCUACUCCCAUCACUAUUGGAGCUCAAGGUGGAGCCCACAUUUCAGCUAGUUCUCAGGUCUUGGCUGCCCCUUUUACAGCUGCUCCGCAUGUCACGCCUACUAAUAUUUCAGCUGGAUCACAGGCUAUUGUAACUCCUAUCAAUGCGGCUAAUCAACAGCCUAGUCCACCUCCCAAACCUCUUAACAAAGUUACAAUUGACAUUCGAGUUAAGGAAUCAACUGCAUUCAUAAAAUACAGGAGAGAUGAACCUGAAAAAACUGACAUUUGGUAUGCCAUCGAUGGCAAUAUUAUUAACGAAAUUCAGGUCAAUGGCGUCAAGAGGUGGCCUCCUGAUAAUGAGACUAAGGAGUGUAAGAAGGUACUCUUUAUUGCAAAAGAAACUGACAAAAAGCCAACUUUGAAAGUCCUUUAUGAAGAUGAAUCUGAAGCUUUCGAUCCUGAUAAUCCACCUUCUAUAUCCACCAAUUCCAGUCUCGUGAUUACAGAUGAUACUUCAUCUUUGUCAGUUCAAACAAGUGUAGCCGAUGGCACUUCAAUCUCGUCUGUGCCUGAUCCUACAUCUGUUAAUAAUGAAGAGCAAGUGGUAACACAACCAGCUGAAGAAUCAACACAACACACUUUUAUUCCAGCAACACCAUCUUCAGUCAAUUUUACCCAAAUCUUUGUAGAUCCAACUCAAUCACUCCAAACUCCUGAGAUCACCCCAGGUCAAACUAUUACUACAACUUCUAUUACUCCCGAAUCACAGGAUCAAGCUUCUUCUUGGACAACUCCUACACAUCAACCAUCUGGUUUCACGAUUCCUCUUGAAACAGAUCAAUCUCAACCUUCGGUAUCCGAAGAGAUUCCUUCGGGACUGCCUGCUUCAAGUUCUAUUUUUGGACCUGCACAAGUGGACCACAGUGCUCAACCUUCUCAGCCACCUCAAAUGUCAUAUUCUCAUUACGAUGGCAAAGCGUACACUGAUAUUUCGCUCGAGGAUGAGGAAGGUGAUGAUGAUAGUGACGUGCCAAGUCAUGGGUUCCAUGUUGAAGAGAUUUAUGGAUACGAUCCAGACGACGAUGAUGACGGGUAUCAAAGGGUUCCCCUAACUGAUUACGUCUCAAAUCUUGGUCAUAGAGUUGGAAAUCUUGAACGCAGAAUGGACCCUGUUGAGGACAAGAUUGAAUUACUUUCUAGAAUUAUUGAUUAUCAACACCAAAUUUUAGAAUUCCGAGAACUUGUCGGUAAAAAAUCUGCUUUCGAUGUAGAUUUUGGCCGUCAUGGUCAAUUUGGCGCCGACAUGUUCAGGCCGGCCACUUCUCAGAUGUCCAAGGAGCUCGCUGUCACCGAGCACCCCUCGGAUGUUAAGUUGUUGGUGAUAGACCCUAAUGAUGCCACGAAAUUCGUUGACCUCGACACCAACAAGUACAAGGUGAAACAAGAAGGCGACGAGAUCCACUACUUGUUAGACGAGGGUGUCGAGUGCAAGUUGGUCACAUAUCAGGCCAAGAGCGUGUGGAGUCACCGCAAUUCCGACCCUCACCCUAUUGGCGUUGUUUUUUACCCUGAUGACGACAAGGUCGUGGUCGACUUUGAAGACGCGUUCGUGAUGUACGUGAAGAAGGGUGAACUGUCUGAAACCAUUCCUCUUAAUCCUGAACUUACUGAUAUGGUUGGUGAGGGUUUAACCGAAAUUGAUCCAAAUAAUACUGAAUCACAUGAUGAAAAUAAUGAACCUUCAGACAUUCAGGAAUCUAGAUAA
Molecule: messenger RNA, 2244 nt
Organism: Theileria orientalis strain Shintoku
Lineage: Eukaryota; Apicomplexa; Aconoidasida; Piroplasmida; Theileriidae
Exons: 1
Coding region: 1-2244 (747 amino acids)
Source: RefSeq, a predicted model, not a curated record